AUGGCGAAGCAUCAUCCUGACCUCAUCAUGUGUCGAAAGCAAUGCGGCAUUGCCAUUGGCCGCCUUUGUGAGAAAUGUGAUGGUAAAUGCGUGAUUUGUGACUCAUAUGUGAGGCCCAGCCAGCUGGCUCGAGUUUGCGACGAGUGCAACUACGGCAGUUACCAGGGUCGCUGCGUUAUUUGUGGCGGUGCCGGCAUCUCCGAUGCUUUCUACUGCAAGGAGUGCUGCCAAUGCGAGAAGGAUCGUGAUGGGUGUCCGAAGAUUGUCAACCUUGGUACUGCACGGACAGAUCUGUUCUACGAACGGAAAAAGUACGGAUUCAAGUCACGUUGA
Symbiodinium pilosum is the source of this 333-nucleotide messenger RNA. The record is from the annotation of a GenBank genome assembly. NCBI's taxonomy places the organism in Eukaryota, Dinophyceae, Suessiales, Symbiodiniaceae.